AUGGUUCUGUCAGAUUGCAAAAUGAGGUCACUAAAUAUUAUUAAACAAAUUUCUUUUCAUUUCUCUAUUUUUCUUCUGUUUUUUUUUUCAUUUUUCUUUUUUUUCCCCACUUUCUCCAUUGUUUUCUUUUUCGCCUUCUUUCUUCAUUUUUCCUUCUUUCCUUCUUUCUUUCUUCAUUUUUCCUUCUUUCUUUCUUCAUUUUUUUUCCUUCUUUCCUUCUUCAUUUUCCUUCUUCAUUUUUCCUUCCUUCUUUCUUUCUUCAUUUUUCCUUCCUUCUUUCUUUUUUUCAUUUUCCUUCCUUUCUUUCAUUUUCAUUUUUCCUUCAUUUUUCAUUUUCCUUCUUUCUUUCUUCAUUUUCCCUUCCUUCUUUCUUUCUUCAUUUUUCCUUCUUCUUUCUUUCUUCAUUUUCCCUUCUUUCUUUCUUCAUUUUCCUCUUUCUUUCUUCAUUUUUCCUUCUUUCUUUCUUCAUUUUUCCUUCUUUCUUUCUUCAUUUUUCCUUCUUUCUUUCCUUCAUUUUUCCUUUCUUCUUUCUUCAUUUUUCCUUUCUUCUUUCUUCUUUUUUUCUUUCUUUCUUUCUUCAUUUUCCUUUCUUCUUUCUUCAUUUUCCUUUCUUCUUUCUUCAUUUUUUUCCUUUCUUCUUUCUUCAUUUUUUCCUUUUCUUCUUUCUUCAUUUUUUUUCCUUUCUUCUUUCUUCAUUUUUCCUUUCUUCUUUCUUCAUUUUUCCUUUCUUCUUUCUUCAUUUUUCCUUUCUUCUUUCUUCAUUUUUCCUUUCUUCUUUCUUCAUUUUUCCUUUCUUCUUUCUUCAUUUUUCCUUCAUUCAUUUUUUUCUCCUGCUUUUUCCAUUUUCUCUUUUUCUUUUUUCUUCCCUCCCCACACUUGAUUUUUUUUCUCUGUCACCAAUUUUUGAUUUUUUUCUUCUUUUUUCUUCUUUUUUCUUCUUCUUUUUUCUUCUUCUUUUUUCUUCUUCUUUUUUCUUUUCUUCUUUUUUCUUUUCUUCUUUUCUUCUUUUUUCUUUUUUUCUUUUUUCUUUUUUUCUUUUUUUCUUCUUCUUCUUUUCUUCUUCUUCUUUUUUUCUUCUUCGCCUUUUCAAUUGUUGAUCUUAAUUAA
This is a messenger RNA of Acanthosepion pharaonis, 1107 nucleotides long. The record is from the annotation of a GenBank genome assembly. Lineage: Eukaryota; Metazoa; Mollusca; Cephalopoda; Sepiida; Sepiidae.